AUGGCAACUGUUCGCAUGUGUAAUAUUGGAAGAUUACAAAAUGUUUGGAAAAUUUCUCGUAGAAGUUCAUAUUUACACCCAAAUCCAGAAAGAAACACAAUAAAAAAUGAUGACCUGGAGAAGUAUCGCAAAUCUUGCUUAACACAAAAUCCAGAAAAAGUAACAAGUAAACUUCCAGAUGCUAAACCUGCUAAUAUUGAGGAAUACAGGCAUUUAUAUCCAGAAUUUCUUCCUCAUCCCAACUGGUUAAGGAGGGAUUUUUUGAAGGAGCAGUUAGAGCGAAAAGAUAUGUAUAAGCGUAGGGCAAUUCUUUCAAUUCCAGAAUUUUAUGUUGGAAGCAUCAUGGCUGUGACAGUUGCUGAUGAAUUUGCUCCCAACAGAGAAAACCGAUUUGUAGGAAUUUGUAUUGCACGAGAAGGAGUUGGACUUGAUGCAAAUUUCACACUCAGAAAUGUUGUUGACAAUCAAGGAAUUGAAAUAAGAUAUGAAAUGUAUCAUCCUCAUAUUCAGAAGAUAGAAGUGUUAAAACUAGAAAAACGGUUGGAUGAGGAAUUGUACUAUUUGAGAGAUGCCCCUCCAGAAUACAGUACAAUUCCUUUUGACUUUGAGCCAGUGCAGUUUGCUAAAGGAAGCAAAGUACCUGUCAAUCCUAUAAAAGUGAAGUUGAACCCUCGCCCUUGGCUCCAACGAUAUGAACGGAUGAACUUAAAAGGUGUGCAGGACCUUGAGCUUCCUCAGAGAUUUUAUGACAAAGCAGCUAAGGUUGCCAAGCCUUGGGAGGAGAAAGAUCUGAUGAAGAAUUACAGAGAAACUAUUAAUGAUGAUGAAGCUGCAAAGAUAUUCCAUGAAGUUUUAUCUCACACUUUAGAUUAUAAAGAAACCCCGAAGAAACCAUAA
This is a messenger RNA of Acanthosepion pharaonis, 897 nucleotides long. NCBI's taxonomy places the organism in Eukaryota, Metazoa, Mollusca, Cephalopoda, Sepiida, Sepiidae. The record is from the annotation of a GenBank genome assembly.